AUGCUGGUCUUUGUCAAUGAUGUUCAGUCCAAUAUACCAAAUGUACGAUUACUAUUCGAACUUGCCGGAGCUAUUGUUGGUAUAUCAUGGUUAACAGGCGCAUGUUUCCGAAAGGGAAUGUUUGGACUUCGGUAUACUUCACAUGAGGCUUCUGAGGAUCCUUCUUCUAAACCACUUAUUUUGUGGCUCAAUGGAGGACCUGGUUGUUCAUCACUUGGAAUGGGAGCAAUGACUGAACUUGGACCUUUUGGGGUCAAUCCUGAUGGUAAAACACUCUAUUCAAGAAAAUUUGCAUGGAAUAAAGUUGCAAAUACAUUGUUUCUGGAGUCACCUGCAGGCGUUGGGUUCUCUUACUCGAACACGACCUCAGACUAUAACCUGUCAGGAGACAGAAGAACCGCUGAGGACGCGUAUACAUUUUUGAUAAACUGGUUCAAGAGGUUCCCUCAUUACAGAACAAGGGAUUUCUAUAUAACAGGAGAGAGCUAUGCAGGUCACUAUAUUCCGGAGUUAGCAGACGUAAUUGUCAAAAGAAACAAGAAGGCACACUCAACUUCAAAAAUCCUACUUAAGGGCAUCAUGAUUGGAAAUGGGAUAAUGAAUGAUGCCACAGACGAGAAAGGCAUGAUUGAAUUUUUGUGGAGCCACGCAUUAAUUUCAGACGAAACGUAUCAAGGGCUUACAGGGCACUGCAAGCCAGGAAGCUCAAAAUGUGGAAGUUUAGAUGCAGCAGAAAUUGGAAAUAUAGACUUUUACAAUAUAUAUGCCCCCUUAUGCUCUUCAUCGUUCAGAUUGUCAAAUACGACGAGAAAACAUGUAGGAUAUGAUCCGUGUGAACCAAAGUAUGUUUACAGAUAUCUUAAUCUUCCUCAAGUGCAGAAAGCCCUUCAUGCAAACAGAACAAAUCUGUCCUACAAUUGGGAACUUUGCAGUGUAGUGAUCAAUACAUGGAAGGACAGCCCAACAACGAUGUUUCCAAUAUAUAAGAGGCUUAUGGCCUCGGGUCUUAGGAUACUUCUUUACAGUGGCGACGUGGAUGCAGUUGUUCCAGUGACUAGUACACGAUAUUCCAUUGGUGCUAUGAACCUCAAAGUGAUCAAAUCUUGGCGUCCUUGGAUGGAUGAAACUGAUGAAGUGGCUGGAUACCGAGUGGUUUACGAUGGUUUAACUUUCGCAACAGUUCGUGGCGCUGGUCAUCAGGUUCCACAAUUUCAGCCCCGGAGAGCUUUCACUUUACUGAAAAUAUUUCUUGCAGAUCAUUUUUAA
This is a messenger RNA of Fraxinus pennsylvanica, 1266 nucleotides long. NCBI's taxonomy places the organism in Eukaryota, Viridiplantae, Streptophyta, Magnoliopsida, Lamiales, Oleaceae. The record is from the annotation of a GenBank genome assembly.